AUGUCUUCAAUUUUAUCAUCAAGUAAUAAUUAUGAAGAUUCUGAAGAGAAUAACUUAUCAACUAGGCAUGCAAGAAAACAUAGAAUGCCAAAUCAAGAUCUUAACCGUUCAUCAAGUCGCAGUUCUAUGUUUGAUAGAAGAAAG
This is a messenger RNA of Dentiscutata erythropus, 144 nucleotides long. The record is from the annotation of a GenBank genome assembly. NCBI's taxonomy places the organism in Eukaryota, Fungi, Glomeromycota, Glomeromycetes, Diversisporales, Gigasporaceae.